Messenger RNA from Coprinopsis cinerea okayama7#130, 1296 nucleotides. RefSeq names its product protein kinase subdomain-containing protein PKL/ccin3. The transcript is spliced from 7 exons. Bases 1 to 1296 code for a protein of 431 amino acids. NCBI's taxonomy places the organism in Eukaryota, Fungi, Basidiomycota, Agaricomycetes, Agaricales, Psathyrellaceae. The record is from RefSeq and is a predicted model, not a curated record.
AUGCCCUUAUCGUUUUCGACUCUUCUCAUCAAUAAUUGCGGCUACUUCAAUGGGAAUCCAACGACAGUAAUCCUCAAAAUCUCUCCCUCGUUCCCCGGCGGAGUAUGGAAUCAAGAAGAAUUCGGACAGCCGGUGCCUGCCACCUGGGACUCAAAGGACAUCUCGAAGGCGGAUGGUGUCCUCGAAGUUGAGCUUCUGAAGCGCAUUUCUGAAGGCCGGACCGGCGCGACAUUUACCGCAAAUGUCGUCUCAGCGACCCAUGGCGGUGUUGACGUCCGACCAAACCUCCCCCCAACUCUAUGCCUGAAAUUCGCCAAGCCUGAAUUCAGUCGCAGCCUGGCUCGAGAUGCAUGGUUUUCUACGAGCAAACAACCCCAUUUCCCCGACCUCGAAUAUAUGCCAUGGACCGACCGGUGGCAUUCCUUUGAAGACACAGAUUCUGAUGCACCCAUGUAUCUUGACAAGUACCCCUCGCUUGACUAUUUGCCGGACGAUAUCCCAUAUUGGGUAGAAGAAAAGAAAGUGCACCAUCCUUCUUUCAUGCUCGACUCGCCCUGGUACAAAUGGGAUCGCGGUGACGCCGCUCGGACAAUUUCUGUCCUCGUUUUGGAACUACUUGGCGAUGAUUGCACAGAUCGAAGUGGUCCUGCGACUGAGUCGUCCAGGAAGGAGGUCAGGGCGCUGUUGGAAGACAUCGGUGCUGCCGGUAUUUCACACGGAAACAUAAGUCCAUCUAAUGUUCUCGCAUUUCCCAGUGAUUCCCUUGGACGAGCCCCACAGUGCCCUCGACACAAUGUUGUCCAUCGAUGGAGAAUCAUUGAUUUUGACCGAAGCCGGAGAUGCGAUAUCAGAAACCUGAGCGCCGAGGGUAGAGGUAUCACAACGGGUGAUCCAUCGAAACAGCUGGCCCUGGGCGGGUUUGGAUUUCCUCUACGCCUUAUGCCUGGGGAACUUGGACGUUCUGCGGCCCAGGGCAACAUUCACCAUCUGGGGCAAGUAACGGUUUCGCUUCGGCCAAACAUAAGUUCAUUCUACGAGCUCGUUCAACUACGGAUCCAAACGCCUGCACAUGAAGUGCCCAGCUGCAACGGCACGACUCCAACAUUCUGGUUCUGCCUCCAAUCGUCCUUUACAGGUUUCGUCAAAUUAUCGCGUAUUUUGAGGAGGUACUAUGUUACACUACAAGGACGAGCUCGGGUUCAAGGGGACGAUCGUAGACCGUCCCCCAAAGGUGCUGCAUAUACCGUAACCGAGAGAAAGCGAUAUGGUGUCGGGCCGGAUAAUAGCCAGUGCUGA